Molecule: messenger RNA, 432 nt
Organism: Clunio marinus
Lineage: Eukaryota; Metazoa; Arthropoda; Insecta; Diptera; Chironomidae
Source: the annotation of a GenBank genome assembly
AUGGAUGGGAAAGGUGUUCUUUGCUCCUCGAUUAAACGAUUUUCUCAAGAUUGUUAUUCACCUUUUCUUUGCUUGAUUCGAGACAUGCCGCGUUGUGAACAAGACGUGUGCUCCAAUACCAAUAACUUUGCUGAAGUCAAAGCUUAUCAUCAUCGCAAUAAAAAGCCUCUUAACACCAUUAAAAUGCUUCAUCGUCUGGAAUGCUUUCAUGCACCUCAAUUGUGGGAAAAUGAAUUUUUAUAUCAUAAUAAUAAAGAACCUUUGAACCUUCAGCAGAGUUUUCUUUUUAUUCUCGUCUUCGUCUUUCCUUCAGGGAUGAGAAUUUCACAAACGACAAUGGGGCAAGCUGAUGGUUUGAAUGAUAAUGACUGUAAAUGGUGCUGUUAUAAACCGCAGGAUUGUCACAUUUGUGUCGAGAUAAAUGGAUGUUAA